AUUAUCAAUGGAAAUUAUAGUACUGUUUUUAAAAAAUGCAGUUUGAAAGAAUUUAUUAAAACUCCUUUACCACCAAAGUUGUAUUUUCUUUUAAUUUGGCUUUUAUGUGCCUCAUAGUAUAUAACUGACGCUCAACUGGUUUAAAAAACUCGCGUGUUUUCCAGCUUCAAACUUGUCAAAUGAUAGAAUCCUACGUACCUUGAAUCAGGAUUUUGACGCUCACAUCAAUUAGAUAACAUUAGUAACUUUUGCAAUUGAAAAUAUUAUUUCCUAUGUAUUUUUCAAUGUUUUAAUAAAUUUAGAUAAUAAAAGACAAUAUAGAGAACAUUUAUAAUAUUAUUUUCCGUUAAUUAACAAAGGUAAGAUGCCUAUUAAAGAGGAUGAUCCAAAUUACAGAUCGAGAAUCACUGAAUGUUUUCCAGAAAGUGAACCGAUUAAAGUGGAAAAAACAUGUGAGACAGAUCAUGAGUACUCAGAAGAUACAUCCAAUGAGGUGAAAAAUAUUAUUUCCAAUGACAAUGUUAAUAAUCAAAAUAAGCUAAAGCUGGAUGAAGUCAGUAAAGUUACAGAUGAUGAUGACCCAUGUAAAAAAGCAAGAGAUGAGAAAAAGGGUCCAACAACUUUUACUACGGCAGGUCGAGAUCCAAGGUAUGUAAAUCCUAUCAUAAUCUUAAUUUCCUCAAUAAAGUAUAAAAUUUCCUCUUUAAGUAUAAAAUUAAUAUUGCUUAGAUUUCAACAGCAAAAUCAAACAUUACGGUGCUUCGUAAUGUAUACAGACUUUCAUCGCUGUGAACAUCUACUUGGUACUGGCCACGAAGCAUGUACAUGGUUUAAGCAAGUAUUUACGUCAAUAUGCCCAAUAUCAUGGGUUGAAAGGUGGGAUUGGUAUAGAAGCGAAGGUCGCAUGCCCUGGUCGAGAGCUCGAGAACAAGGAAAGUUUCCUGGUAAUCGUUACGGUGACUAGGACACUAAUAAAUUUUUUAUAACA
Orussus abietinus is the source of this 988-nucleotide messenger RNA. RefSeq names its product cytochrome c oxidase subunit 6b-1. The coding region runs from base 365 to 964 and encodes 199 amino acids. Lineage: Eukaryota; Metazoa; Arthropoda; Insecta; Hymenoptera; Orussidae. Gene Ontology annotation, cellular component: respiratory chain complex IV; mitochondrion. The record is from RefSeq and is a predicted model, not a curated record. The transcript has 2 exons.